Molecule: messenger RNA, 2862 nt
Organism: Daldinia decipiens
Lineage: Eukaryota; Fungi; Ascomycota; Sordariomycetes; Xylariales; Hypoxylaceae
Product: Di-copper centre-containing protein
Exons: 8
Coding region: 295-2445 (716 amino acids)
Molecular function (GO): oxidoreductase activity
Source: RefSeq, a predicted model, not a curated record
CGCAAUGGGAAUAAUAUAUGUCAUUUUGUUCAGGCAUACAUUUACACCGACUGAUAGAACAACCAUCCAUAUGACCAACAGACAAUACAACUCCUCUUCAACGACGUCAUAAAUUAUAAUACUUCUUAUCUUAGAAGCUCAUUCAGACAGUAUUUCAGCUGGAGGUCUUUCUCAUACCCCCGACUUCAUAAUAUAUAUAAGGACUUUAGAAUCUCCGGUGUCUAUCAAUCCGAGCAUCAAGUUAGUUUUCGAUUGUGCCAGGUCUAUCUACCUUAUAAUAGCCCUAGCCCUAACAUGAUGACAUCGACUACGAGUUACUAUCCAAUCGUUGGAAUCCAGGAGGGAUUGUCCCCUAGGAAAGAUGACCUCCUCAGGCAAGUGCCGCUCCGUAUGGAGCUAGAUGACUGGUUCACGUCUGGAGAACUGGUACAUAUCAACCAGCGCGCAUUAUUCUUUCCUGCGCUAUGGAAGUUCUCCCAGAUGAACCCGCAUGAGAAAUUGUCCUGGUUUCAAAUUGCCGGAAUCCAUGGAAAACCAUUUGUUUCUUGGGACGAGCCCGGAGCACAUCCAACAGUUAAAGAAAAGGGAUAUUGUACUCACAAUAGUAUUCUAUUUUGCACCUGGCACCGGUCCUACGUGCUUCUCUUCGAACAAGUAGUCUUCGAACUUAUGAAAGAGGUGGUCAACGAGUACCCGGAAGUAGAUAGACCUGACCUCUUGCAAGCAGCGAGAACUUGGCGCCUUCCAUACUGGGACUGGGCGUUGAAGAAGCCUAUUGACGGCAAUCCAAAUAAGCGGAAUUAUACUGUACCGUUGGCUGUGCUAGUUGAGGAGGUAGAUAUCAGACAGCCUACAGCUCAAGGUCACGGUCUUUAUCGGAAUGCACUCUAUCAGUUCACGAUGCCAGGGCGUAUUACUAUGGGCGAUUCAAGCCUUAAGUAUAGAGACAAGGACUUGAGGAUCACAGCGAGCACAAUUUCGGAUCCCGAUACGGGCAUUAUGUGCACUUUCCCCUUUGACCAAUGCCAGGCUACGAGCCGGCACCCUAAAGGAACGGGCGUCAACCAGGAUUGGGUUGCUGGAAAGCAGAACAAUGAAGCCAUUGCCAAUGCCAUGAGAGAUUAUAAAUGGGAUCCCGAAGCGAAUACGGAAAACGCAAAGCUGGGGAAUAUGACAGCAGGUCUUAGGGCGGCUUUCUAUCGUGUUCUUACUAUUGAGACGUUUGAGGAUUUCGCAACUAAACGGGCUCCUAACCACGGCGCAGACAACCCGGUGAAAAAAGACUAUGCCUUUGACUCCUGUGAGAGCAUUCAUGACAAUAUGCACAAUUGGUGUGGCGGCGACCGGACAGAGCCGGACGAUAAAAACAUCUGUUUGAUAGGCCACAUGGCUCACGUCCCACUUGCUGCAUUCGAUCCAAUAUUUUGGCUUCACCAUUGUAACGUGGAUAGAAUGACGGCGAUCUGGCAAACGCUGCACGAAGACCCCUGGUUCGACGGCUCUGACGCGCGUGACGAAGACCUUGGGACAUAUUCUAUCGAGUUUGGGCACCGGGACAAGCCCACUGAUCCACUUCGGCCUUUUCACAAGGAGAAUGGACAAUACUGGACUUCUUCUGACGUUAGAGAGGUGACGGCACUAGGCUAUACUUACCCAGGUUUAGAGAAGUGGUCGUACACCACUAAUGGCGUCUAUGAUAAGCAGAAACACCUCGACGCGCUCAUCAAAACGCUUAACGAGAAUUAUAACAGUGACUGGUCAGCUUUGCAGAAAGCAAGGCUAACAUCUGGCCCAGGUCAGCCUAACCUUCCCAAGCUAGCAAGGCUGCGUACGCUCAGCGACAAGCCUGUUGACUUGAAGACUUAUGACUACGUCGUCAAUGUUAUUUAUGAGAAGUUUGCUCUGAAUGGCAACAAGUUCAUAAUUCACAUAUUUGUCGGCAAAGUGCCCGAUGAGGUCCCUUAUAAGACUCGAACCACCCAGGUUGGCCAAGUAGCAAACUUUUCGACUGAGCCAGGAAGUCUGGGUAACUCAGAUGAGGGAUGUGGGAAUUGCCAGAACCAGCAAGCGGACCAUACUGAGUCUACGGGACGUGUUGUGUUAACCAACGCUCUUAUCACGCGGUGGAAGAACCAAAUUGCGCACGAAACCAGCGACGGCAGCCAAUCAGUGUUAAAGAGCAUGAAUCCAGAAGAUGUCGUCUCGUUCCUCAGAUCCAACCUUCACUGGCGUGCAACAUCAAUGGGCGUGCUGGUAGAUCUACCGUCCUUGAAGGUCUCUCUGGCUGUUGGUGAAGCCGAGCACUUUGCCGACCGCUCCAAGAUGUCCAAGUAUCACAACUACAAAGCUGUGUAUGAAGUUACGAAUGGUCGUCCCGGUGGUGCAGGGCCGAGAGAUCGGUUGUACCCGUCAGAUUGUCAGUAUACGAUUCCGUCAGGGGUAUAAGAACUAGGAACAAGGAGAGUUUGAGCUUUAAGCUUAGGAUCAUCAUCCUGAUUAAAUAUAUGUCACUCAUUACACAUAACUAAGCUUAACAUGGAAGUGUGUUGAAAUAUUGGUUGAGGGUCACAAGAAAUCUAAAAUAAACAUGAUUAUUGUUAUGCUCUGUGCUCUCGAGUUGUUAUCCCAUAUUCUAUCUAACACUCCUGCUGUUGAUUAUAUUCAAAUACCCCAUUUAAAAACGACAGGACAUUCCGUCUCCUUUUAGUAAAUCGGAAGGAAUGGUAUAUACUAACUUCUAGCUCCAAAAUAGUUUAUAUGAACCAAGACUUCCAAGACCGCUUCAAUCUCGAGCUUUAGGCUAUUAUAGCAAAACUCACCACCGCGUCACGAGGGUAUCAGUAGUCUUUGCCCAAUCAGUGA